Molecule: messenger RNA, 3991 nt
Organism: Contarinia nasturtii (swede midge)
Lineage: Eukaryota; Metazoa; Arthropoda; Insecta; Diptera; Cecidomyiidae
Exons: 6
Coding region: 1439-2914 (491 amino acids)
Source: RefSeq, a predicted model, not a curated record
ACGCCUGUCAUUGUCUUUCGAUUACAAACAUAACCUUUCACGGUUUCGAUUGGUUUGUUUAUUAAAAGAUGAUUUUCAAUAAAAUCCUUUUUUCCAACGCUUCUGUGCUAUUUCUUAGAUUUCUGAUAAAAUGUUUCAUAGCUAGUGGAAACAAAGUGAAGAAGGGGCGAUUAGCGGAUGGUUCUCAAUAAAAGUUGGGAUCGGUUUGCAUUAAUAUCAGCACAUAUUCCAUUUCAUAACCUCACUCUUUUGAGCUCACCGAUUUUUUUUUUGUGAAGCGUAACAUGGCGAACAUUUUGCUGAGUUUUCAAAAUCCAUCAGAAUCGUGAACAACCGAAACACACAUUGUAAAAUGCUUGAGAAUAUUCUUGCUUUAGUGACGAAUGAUUUUCAAUAAAGUUUUUGGUUAGUUUGCAUCGAAGACUUGUGAAAUUAUAUUUAUACAAGAGUGAAAUGAAUGCAUUGUUAGUUUGUUUAUUAAAAGAUGAUUUCAUGAAAACAAAGUAAAAAAUUGAUUAGCGGAUGGUUUUCAAGAAAAAGUUGAGAUCGGUUUGCAUCCAUAUCAGCACAUAUUCCUUGAGAUAACCGCUUCUGUGCUCAGUAAUUUUUUUUGUAAAGGGUAACAUGGCAAAUAUGUUGUUGAGUUUUUGAAAUCCAUCAGAAUCGUGAACAACCGAAACACACAUUGAGAACACAUACUAUAAAUAUAAGAGAGCUCUUCGGUAUACUAUCACUCGAUCACGAUGGCUGGAAAGAAAAGGAAGCCUGCAGCAUCGGCUUCUAAGCCAAAGCCAGUAAAGAGGAAAAAUAUUUGUGAAAAUCAAACGAUAAAGAAAAGUGCAAAAAAGGCUUGAAACACAAUCGGCCAAUGAAAACAGAUGAAUUUCGUGAUUUGAUAAGCGAUUAUGUGCUUGAAAUGACACGAUGUUUCAUUUUGGGUGCACUCAGUGUUCAUUACUUGAUUUUCAAAUUUUUUCAAGUGCGUUGUGAUUGCAAUCGAUACGGUGAAAUCGAAGAUUACUUCAGUCAAUUUGUGGAUAAGAACUUCCUCGAUGAUUUUUUCCGAGGGACGCAAAAUUUUGAUAGCGACGAUGAAGAUGCCGUAAUGAACUGUGGAUACAAGGUGUCCAGAAUGAUUUAUCGUUUGUGUCGUAAAUAUUUCGUGAGAGCUCCAAAAAUUGAGAAAAUAUCAAAUAUAUUCAACUACGCAUCACAAAUGUACUACACAAAUUUCAAGAAUAACGUUUGCUAUCACGCAUAUUCUCGUCUUUGGAAGUUUUUUGAUCACCAAAAUGCGACCAAGCAACAGAUCAACGAUACCAUGCAAUAUCUAUUCAAAAAGAAAUCAGAGCGCGUACCAGAUCCGUAUCUAAUUGAAAUACUAAAAAAUUAAUUUCAUCCAAUUCGUUUCGGAGAUGGUCGAGCAUAUUUUUGUACGAUGACGACGGCAGACAAUUGGUUCAAAUACGUACCAAUAUUUCUACAUUUGCAACGGUACAUUUGUGAUCACCAACGAAAUAGAGAGGCGGCAUUGCGACGAGGCGAAAGAACAGAGCCCCGUGAUUAUAGAAAUUUCACCGUUUUUCCAGUUUCAACGUUUAAAAGACAUCACAUUCGCAUCGAUAACAAAGGUCUUUAUUUCAUGCUGAGAGAGAUCGGAUGCCCAAACCCACGUCUCAUUAGACGUGAUGGAACAACAAAGCAGUGUAAGGAAUUAAAAGCCGCUGAUUGGGACGUGCUUUGGCGAACGUAUUUUGACAUUGAUGCCAUCGAAAGAACAACGCAAAAUGACAAUUGUGCCACUAUAAAAUUCCGAAAUUCGAUUCAAACGGAUGGAGUGGCUAUGUCAUUCUGGAUGGAACGCACAAAAUUCGUCGUUGUAAAAGACGAAAAUGAAAUCAUGCGGGAGACUCAAGAAAAGUUAUUGAAAGCGCAACUAGUGUAUGGUCUCGAUCCAGGUCUUCAGCUGGUGAUUGGCGGUGUUUGUGUGACCAAUUACAAUGAUCCGAACAAGGAAAAUCGCCGCGAAAAACUCGUUCGAUUGACAUCGGGUCAAUAUAAUCACAUGAUCGGCUAUUGCAAGCGAAAUAAAUGGCGCAAAAAGUUGACUUUCAACAUCGACGAAAAAAUGCGUAUUCACCGAGAAUCUUUUGAUGAGCAACCAGGUCCACAUUCAGACAACAUUGAUAGAUAUGUCGAUCAUAUUUUACGGCAUUUUAAUGAGAAGUUUGAAGCAUACACGCAGUACGAAUAUGCACUUCAAGAUUUUCUACAGUACAUCGAUACGAAUAAGACACUCGACAAGUUGGCAGACUGGUUGAUCGAUGGCAAAGAAACAUUCGUAUUUGUGGGUGAAAAUUUCAUUGCUGCCGACUCAGAAGCAAAAGGUUAUAUUCGGUCGAAAGUACGCGAUUUAUUUGAGAAAAUGAAGCGACGGCGCAACUGUAUAGUGGUCAAAGUAGAUGAAUUUCGAACAACAAAGGUGUGCUCAUAUUGUUUCAAAGACUUGGAAUUUCCGAAGAUAGGUGAUCGUGUGAAGAUGAAGUAUCGAUACUCUACUUGCCGUGGAUGCGAACCAUUGCCAGUAGGAAAUAAACCACAUGGUCCCAUCGACUCACGAAAGAGUAAUCAUCUUUUGACGAAACAACGAAAACAUCGACCUCAUCCUGGACCACGUAUGGCAUCAAAAUUUCGACGCUACGAAGAAAAACGGACAAUUGGUCGUACUAUCACAUGGAAUCGUGAUACAAACGCCGGUCGCAAUAUACUCUACAAAGACAUAGGACGGUGUGCUGUAAUGAAUGAAGAACUACACCCCGUAUUUCAAAGACCUACAGCACCCAUUCAGAAUCAACAACCUAUACAAGGAACAUCGCGUUCUAUCCAAGAUCAAGUACGAAACUCUCGGCCGUAAGCCAUGGGUAUUGUGCGGGAUGUCAUCGUGGUCUUAUUAUAGCUACUUUUAGUAAGCAUUCAAAUUUAAUCCUAUAGUGCUAACAUUUAAUCCUUUUGGAUUAUUUUGAUGAAAAAUCCCAAAUGAUUAAUAUUUAAUCCCUUCUAUUUUACAGAGUAUUAAGUGUCAAAAUGUGAUUGAAAUAGAUAAUUUAGAUUGAUUAAGAAAAAUUUACCCUUUUAAGAAUGUUAUAUCCUUCGUGGAUGGGUUGUGGAAGUCCAGCCAAACUUUCAUGGUCACCGGUGAAUGAGUAACCAAUAAACUUAUUACGUGAAUCAUAUAGAAAUUGGUCAAUGUCCUUUUGACGAACCUUGGGAGCCCAUGGCAAUUUGAUAACUGAAAGAAAAAACUAAAAAGGUUAGAACUGUACGUCAAUGUAAGACUUAAAAAUUUACUUUGAUUCCAAGUGAGUGGCAUGGAUGUUGACGCUGCAUUUGCAUUUGUGGAUGCAAUUGUCCCAUUUGAGCUAACAGCACCUUCUUCACCUUCUGUAUUUGUUUCCAUAGAAGUGGAGAUAUCGCUACCUAAAGGGAGAAUCACAAAAGAAAAGAACACAAUUAAUUUAAAAUAAUCGACAAAUAAUCCAAAAAGAAUCAAUAAGAAUUAAUUAAUAAUAGAAAGGCAAUUUUUUAAGCUACCAUUUGUUGUCGGUCGAUAUUCAUCAUUGAUUUCUUCAUCGUUUUCCUGUUGCUCCAUUGUCAUUUGUUCCUGUUCAUCCAGCGAGCUUUGCUUGAUUAAACUUUGCUGUUUUGUUUUCGUUUAUGUUCAUACCCAUGUCCAGUCAAUAAAAGAUGUUAUAUAAGCAGCCAAAUAAAACAAUUUAAUUAAUAAUGUGACGACGAAUGUAUAAAUAAAAAAAGACAUCUAUGAAAAUGCACAAAGAUAACUAAUAUGAAUCGAACAUUCAAAGCCAUAUUCAAUUUGGAUACUUUCAUCUAAAGAAAAAUGAAACUAAUGAGACAAAAUCAAUGAAUGAAAUGAAUUGAUUUGAACAAAAAAGAAUGAUAUGAAAGUCACAAAAUAAAUUGAAAAUUCCAC